GGAGAGGGGGGAAAAAAAAUCAUGAGGUCAGUAAGCAAGUGGGCCUGAAACCCUGGCAAAGGUACAGUGGCUGCCUCCUGGUGAUGUGCUGUGGGAAAAAGGGGAGUCUGUCCCUUCUUCUCUUCCCAAAGCCCUGCUUGCAUGGAGAGGGUCGUGUGCCUGAGAAGGGAUGCCUGCGGUGUGUAGGGAGCUGAGAUGGGGGUGUGAGAUCAGCUUGGAUGAGGCUGGGGAGAAGUUGUUUGUCUGCCAUGGGAAAACCCCCUGUGGGUAUGUGGAGAGGGUUAGAAUAGGGCAGUGGACCGCAGUGUCAUCUCCCUUACAUCUUGAUACUGCUAGGCCUUGGGAGAUGUCAUUGCUCCCUGACCCUGAGAUUUACAGGGGAAAGGUGGUCAACUGGACUUUGCAGCUGGGAUAGUGGAUGUGGUUAGUGGUAUUUUGCAGACUCGUUUUAAGUAGGAAGAGAAAAAAAACACUAAAUUUUUUUGCAGUGAGAUCCUUUGUGCUGCCUUUCAAAGGGAGCUUGAGUAGAUGCUAAGAAAUCAUCAGUGGUUACAUCACUUCCAAAGCAGCUACUGCAGGCACCUGCCAGCUUUGUCCCACUGCCACCCUGGGGGAUCAUUAGUGCUCCAAAUUCCUCACCCUUGGAGAAAGCUUGCAUUUCUCGCUAGCAGGGAGAAGCCACUAUGCAGUUUAUGAUGCUGUGAGUGGCAGGAGGGGGUCAGUAGAUGGGCUGACGUUCACAAUAGAUGGAAUAGAGCAGGGGGACACAUCCUGGAGUUUUUCUAACCCCAUUCCAUUUGCUAAGCUAGGUUCAUCAGCCUGUGCCAGACCGGAGCAUCUUUCUGGGAGUGAGCUAAGGGUGCUGCAGUAGCAUCGCCUCAGGCCGGAGACGCAGCCGUUGCCUGGCAGCUGCAGGUUUCCAGGGAAACCAGAGGUGCUAACUUGUUAAUGAGCCUCGUGUCCCUGAUUGCUUCUGCAAAAUAAUAAUAAUUAGUAAUAGGCCCGUGAUUUAGGAAUCCCUUAAACAGCAUGAGCCUACUGAGUGGAGUUCUCUAAGUGCCGAAGCCCUUGAAAGAAAUGAGGGGAUAGGGAGGUAAAAAAGGGUGGAGGGCUUGGCAAAAGUGCCACGUUUUAAAUCUUAGGUGUCUGGAGAUCUGGAGGCCAGGGGGAUCCUGCAAGCAUCUCAGUGAUAUGCCUAGGGCUGGUCGUAAGGCUUACACAAAUGCCAGAUGCAUGGAGGAGACCUGGCCAGAUAACAUCUCACUGCAGGGCCCAGAGACACAGGUAUUUCCCCAGCUGGGCUGCAGAGGUCCCCAGUGGAGACAGCAGUUCUUGAGGAACAGCUGUUUUCGUUGGUUACUGGGGACAAAUGAGAGGGCAUAUCUCUGUGGUGCUCUUAUGCCUUGGUAAACUCAACUUGGAGAUGCCACCAGAAGAGUGCGUUUCUGGGAUGAGCAUUACAGGGAGCAUGCUGUAGAUCCAGUCUUACUUACAUGAUUGUGGGGUCCACAGCGGGCUGAGGACCCCUGAUUAAUGCACCCGGAAGGAGAUCAUGGGACGGGAAGUCCCAUGACAAUAUAGGACCAUGCAUGAAAGUAGCACUAUCCAUUCACAGAUUGUUUGUGUAUAAGCUAAUCCAAUCAUGCGGAGACGCGUGUGUUAAUCAAGGGUAUAAGAAGCGCGCGUAAGAUCAAGCACCGGCCGGCCAGCCCUGUAACUUCAAUAAAGAAACUUGCUUCCACAUCACCGUGUCGUGACUCAACAGCGACACAUGAUGAAAAUACAUUCAUGGGGUCCGAGCUUCUUCCUGCAGCAGAGCUGGCCUGCCCAAGGCAGCGAGGGAAGCAUCUCCUCAACUGGACCACGUGUGGAGGGUUCAGCACCAUGAAUUGGCAUACUGGGUGUUAGCAGUGUGAAGAGACCAGGACGGGUGCUGCCCUGCUCACCCCUUGCCCCCUUGCUCGUUCCCCUUGAGGAUACGGGUGCUGGCAUCCCUGUCCUGCCCUUUUGUCCUUGUCCCCCACUCACCAUAGAGGGGACGGGCCCGUUAUGGCUGGAGACAGGCUCCCACGCAAGGUGAUGGAUCCAAAGAAGCUGGCCAGCCUUCUGAGGAACGGAGCGGAGGGCACUUUGGUCAUUGACAGCCGCUCCUUUGUGGAGUACAACUCCUGGCACGUCCUCAGCUCUGUCAACAUCUGCUGCUCCAAGCUUGUUAAGAGGAGGCUCCAGCAGGACAAGGUCUCCAUCACGGAGCUCAUCCAGCCCGCUUCCAAGAUGAAGGUGGAGGCGGAGGAGCACCAGGACGUGGUGGUCUACGAUCAGAGCACACGGGAUGUGACCGGCUUGGCUGCCGACAGCUUUCUCUCCAUCCUUCUGGGCAAGCUGGACAGUUGUUUCCACAGUGUCUCCAUCCUCACAGGAGGCUUUGCCACCUUCUCAUCCUGCUUCCCAGGGCUCUGCGAGGGAAAGCCAGCUGCCAUCCUGCCAAUGAGCAUCUCCCAGCCAUGCUUGCCCGUGGCCAACAUCGGCCCAACACGCAUCCUGCCGCAUCUCUACCUGGGCUCCCAGAAAGAUGUCCUAAACAAGGACUUAAUGACACAGAAUGGGAUAAGCUAUGUUCUCAACGCCAGCAACUCAUGUCCCAAGCCGGACUUCAUCUGUGAUAGUCACUUCAUGCGCAUUCCUGUCAAUGACAACUACUGUGAGAAGCUGCUUCCCUGGCUGGACAAAUCCAUUGAAUUCAUUGACAAGGCCAAGGUAUCCAGCUGCCAGGUGAUUGUGCACUGCUUGGCCGGGAUCUCCCGGUCAGCCACCAUUGCCAUCGCCUACAUCAUGAAGACCAUGGGUAUGUCAUCAGAUGAUGCUUACAGGUUUGUUAAGGACCGUCGCCCAUCAAUCUCGCCCAACUUCAACUUCCUGGGUCAGCUCCUGGAGUACGAGAGGAGCCUGAAGCUCCUCAAGGCCCUGAAGUCAAAGGGCGACCGGGGUGAGGGGGAUGCCCAGCAGGACCUGGCAGAGGCGGCUGAGGGUGGCCGGCACCCACCACCACCUACCUCAGAGAAGGCCGAGGAGGUGCCAAGACGCACCGGCUCGGUGUCCCCCAGCAGCGACCCCGAGCGACAAGGUGGGACCCCGAAGGUCCUGUCACCCACCACCCUACAGCAGGGGCUCAACGGCUUGCACCUCUCCUCUGACCGCAUCCAGGACACCAAUCGCCUGAAACGUUCCUUCUCCCUGGACAUCAAGUCUGCUUACUCCCCCGGCCUGCGGCAGGAGCCCCCUGGACCCUCCGGCCCUGGGGACGCCCCCAAACUCUGCAAGUUAGACAGCCCAUCAGGCGCUGGUGGCCUCAGCCCUUUCUCCCCAGGGGCAGACAGCCCUGACCGGCCGAGUGCACCUGACCUCCUGCUGGAGGCCAAGGUGAGGCAGCGGCGGAAGCACCGGCACCCGGCAGGCUCCCCAGCCCACGGGCUCAGCCUCAAUGUUGCUGGGGUGUGUGCUGCACGCAAGAGCCCCAGCACUGAGGACGGGCUGCCACCACGGCUCGGCCAGCCAGCUGCUGCUCCUGGCACCACCGCCACCUGGAGUGGGGUGCACCUGGAGUCCCCCAGCACCCCCUCCGGUGAGGCCGGCUGGUACUUCGGCACGGACUCUGGCAGCACUGGCAGUAGCGGCGGGAGCCUGUUUGCGGGCACCAGCUCAUAUCCACCGCCAUUCGGCUGCGGUGGGGUGACGGGCAGCUGUGAGAUCAGACUGAGGGACAAGGCACGAGCUGAGCCACGGGAUGGGCGGCACAGCUGGCAUGAGGAAGCCGGUGCUGAGAAGCAGUUCAAGCGGAGGAGCUGCCAGAUGGAAUUCGAGGAGACCAUGUCUGAGGGCAGGGCCCGGGAAGAGCUGGGCAAAAUUGGCAAACAGUCCAGCUUUUCGGGCAGCAUGGAGAUCAUUGAGGUGUCCUGACACCCACCCGGGGUGUCCGGAGAGCAGGGACGGGGACAGGGCAGGGGGCUAUUUAAGCUGGGGGGAGAAGGGAGGGGGAUGGUGGGGUUUAGGGAGGGAGUAUUUAUACCCAUGCGUGCAUUUUUGGGAUCGCACGUGAUGAAACGGAAGUGAAGGCAAAUUAGUCUUUCCAGAGUCAGGAAACAUAAUGGUGGAUGCUUAGUGUCCCUCCUGCACCUGCCCUGGUCCUUCCUCCCACAUCUGCAGGGGAUCCCAGCCCUUGGAGACCUGUGCUCAAAAUUUGGGCAUAAAAUAUGAGUGGCAAGGGGCAGGGGUUGCAAUCCUGGCUGUGGGGAUGGGGCACAGUGCCUGUGGAGGGACCACAGCUGCCCCUUCCAUGGACUCUGGUGCACUAAGCAUGCUCUCCAAUGUUUCUCUGGUUAAGUAACCUAAAAAUGCUGCACUGGAGCAGCCCUAUACAUAUAUAAAUAUAUAUUAUAUAUAAUAUAAAGAAAAAAAUGAAAACACACGCAAAGGAAAAGGUAAAUGGUUUUACUGCGAUUUUUAUUGAAACGUAAAUAAUAUUUCAAUUUUUUUGUUUUGUUUUUAAUUUAUUGAAGCUGUUCAUUCUGGCAAUGAUUUGCAGACAAUGUGGGGCGGUACUUUCAGCUCUAUUUUUACUGUGUAUGGUAUUUAAAUCUGAAAUACGAGUUUCUAAGCAAUA
Cuculus canorus (common cuckoo) is the source of this 4660-nucleotide messenger RNA. RefSeq names its product dual specificity phosphatase 8 (gene DUSP8). Gene Ontology annotation, molecular function: MAP kinase tyrosine/serine/threonine phosphatase activity; protein tyrosine/threonine phosphatase activity. The transcript has 7 exons. The coding region runs from base 2050 to 3957 and encodes 635 amino acids. NCBI's taxonomy places the organism in Eukaryota, Metazoa, Chordata, Aves, Cuculiformes, Cuculidae. Gene Ontology annotation, biological process: negative regulation of MAPK cascade; protein dephosphorylation. The record is from RefSeq and is a predicted model, not a curated record. Gene Ontology annotation, cellular component: cytoplasm.